Messenger RNA from Pristis pectinata (smalltooth sawfish), 1365 nucleotides. RefSeq names its product basic proline-rich protein-like. The transcript is spliced from 3 exons. The annotation marks the transcript as partial. The record is from RefSeq and is a predicted model, not a curated record. NCBI's taxonomy places the organism in Eukaryota, Metazoa, Chordata, Chondrichthyes, Rhinopristiformes, Pristidae.
UCCCUUCCCCCUCCUCCCUCCCCCCCUUCCCCUCCCCCUCCCUUCCCCCUCCUCCCUCCCCCCCCUUCCCCUCCCCCUCCUCCCUCCCCCCCCUUCCCCUCCCCCUCCUCCCUCCCCCCUCCUCCCUCCCCCCCCUUCCCCUCCCCCCUCCCCCCCCUUCCCCUCCCCCCCCUUCCCCUCCCCCCUCCUCCCUCCCCCCCUUCCCCUCCCCCCCUUCCCCUCCCCCCUCCUCCCUCCCCCCCCUUCCCCUCCCCCCUCCCCCCCUUCCCCUCCCCCUCCCCCCUCCCCCCCCUUCCCCUCCCCGAUCCCCCCCCUUCCCCUCCCCCCUCCCCCCUCCCCCCCUUCCCCCUUCCCCUCCCCCCUCCCCCCCCUUCCCCUCCCCCCUCCCCCCUUCCCCUCCCCCUCCCCCCUUCCCCUCCCCCCUCCUCCCUCCCCCCUUCCCCUCCCCCCUUCCCCCCCUUCCCCUCCCCCCUCCCCCCUUCCCCUCCCCCCUCCCCCCUUCCCCUCCCCCCUCCUCCCUCCCCCCUUCCCCGUUCCCCUCCCUCCCCCCUCCCCCUUUCCCUCCCCCCUCCCCCUUUCCCUCCCUCCCCCCUCCCCCUCCCCCCUCCCCCUCCCUCCCUCCCCCCUCCCCCCUCCCCCUUUCCCCCUCCCCUCCCUCCCCCUUCCCCCUCCCCUCCCUCCCCCCUCCCUCCCUCCCCCUCCCCUCCCUCCCCCCUCCCUCCCUCCCCCUUUCCCCCUCCCCCCCUCCCCCUCCCCUCCCUCCCCCCUCCCCCUCCCCUCCCUCCCCCCUCCCCCUUUCCCCCUCCCCCCUCCCCCUUCCCCUUCCUCCCCCCUCCCCUCCCUCCCCCCUCCCCCUUUCCCCCCCUCCCCCUUCCCCCCCCUCCCCCCUCCCCCUUUCCCCCCCCUCCCCCCUCCCCCUUUCCCCCCCCUCCCCCCUCCCCCUUUCCCCCCCCUCCCCCCUCCCCCUUUCCCCCCCCUCCCCCCUCCCCCUUUCCCCCCCCUCCCCCCUCCCCCUUUCCCCCCCCUCCCCCCUCCCCCUUUCCCCCUCCUCCCCCCUCCCCCCCCCCUCCCUCUCCCUCCCCCUCCCCCUUCCCCCCUCCCUCCCCCUCCCCCUUCCCCCCUCCCUUCCCCCCUCCCCCCCUCCCCCCUCCCCCCCCUCCCCCUUCCCCCCUCCCCUUCCCCCCUCCCCCCCUCCCCUUCCCCCCUCCCCCCCCUCCCCUUCCCCCUUCCCCCCUCCCCCUUCCUCCCUCCCCCUCCCCCUUCCCCCCUCCCCCUUCCCCCUUCCCCCUUCCCCCCUCCCCCUUCCCCCUUCCCCCCUCCCCCUUCCCCCUUCCCCCCUCCCCCUUCCCCCCUCCCCCCUCCCCA